AUGUAUACCUAUAUGGAAUAUCUCCAGCGAUGUUUCUACAAAGCUACCCAGUGGAAUGAAGACAACAUAUUCAGCCAUCUCACGGCGACGCUGACCGCGUUGCUCGAGUUCCCCGUGCCCAACGGCGCCAAGGUCGACGUCCUGCUGCAACUGACGCCGUACCUGGCGCUGCUGUUUACCCUCAGCAACUACCGGGCGAUCAACGGGCUGAUUGCCUACUUCUACUCGUCGAUCCCCUUAUACUCUACCAGUGGUACCAAAGACGCCAGUCUUCAGGAGGCUAUCGCGGGGUUCAAGAUCAUCGAGCCGGUGAAAGAUGAAAGUACCGGGGACAUCGACCCGCUGACGGCGAAAAAACUACCGAUGUUAGUCUACGGACGGAUGUACUUCCCCGGACUGGCAUUAGAAGCAAUGUUGAUCAAGAGAAUCACCAAGCUGACCCAAAUGCUCGUCAAGUGUAUUUCGAACCCGUACGUCGACGAUAACGGGACGAUGAUCGUCUAUUUACAAACGAAUAAGCCUCGGUUUUCACGCGAGUUCAUUUGUCUGACCAAUGAAGCCCUUUGCGGGUUAAGGUUUCUCUACAAUUUCGGCGACUCUGCCGCAGCCAGUGGUGGUCGAGUCAUCCCCAAAUUUGACAACCUGGUGAUCAGCGUCGGCACUGAGCUUUGGUACGCUGCCAAGACGAUGUCUCCAGGGCUCUCUACUGCCCUCCGCUACCUGACCCGGCUGACACUGACGGGGAAGCCAUUGACGAUGACAGUUGCGGUUAACCCCAUAUUGGGCCACAUUCAGCUGACAUACACGGUGAAGACUUCGGUGGCCCUGACCUUCUGCUCAAAGUACGAUUUCAAUGCCUUUUCCUAUGCUCUGAACCUUUCGUUAGGCUGUGAGCUAUACAAUUUCCACCCUACGGCUACUCCACCGGGGCCCCAACUUCCCCGCAAGCAAAUCAAUUUGCCCAUGCUCUUCCCCGGGCAAGUGACGCAAAACCUGGUGAUUCUCAACCCGAUUCAGGGUCAGGAAGACUCAUACUACAUCAACCCCGAAUUGUUGAACCAGCCGCGGCGCCAGGCGGACGACAUGACGGCAGCGUUCCAAACGCUAGUGAACGAGCUGAAUUUCAAGCUGGUGCUCAAGUGCAGCACCAGUCUUGGAGACCGGCUGGUCAAGAUGUUGUGGGAGGGGCAUGUCGGCGAAUUCUUAAUGAGCACUGGCUUCAAGAUGCAUUUUGGCGACGGGCGUCCGCAAUUGUCGCGGUUUGGCGUUACCUUCUCCUACGCUGCCUGA
Diutina rugosa is the source of this 1290-nucleotide messenger RNA. RefSeq names its product Mdm10p (gene MDM10). Gene Ontology annotation, cellular component: SAM complex; ERMES complex. The coding region runs from base 1 to 1290 and encodes 429 amino acids. NCBI's taxonomy places the organism in Eukaryota, Fungi, Ascomycota, Pichiomycetes, Serinales, Debaryomycetaceae. The record is from RefSeq and is a predicted model, not a curated record. The transcript has a single exon. Gene Ontology annotation, biological process: phospholipid transport; protein insertion into mitochondrial outer membrane; establishment of mitochondrion localization.